AUGGUAGUGAGAAAAGAUGUUAUGCCAAUACUGCCUCGUCCAGUUGAUAUCACUUCGCCAUUAAUUGACUUGCAAUUGAGCCACGCCGAAUUGUCUUCUCAGGAAAACAAGGAUUUAUUCCGUAAUACCUGGUUGGACAGGGAGGCUCCGGAAAUGUUGAAAGAGGGCCACCGUAUCGCGCUUACAGCAGCUCGUGGUCUCAAUCGAGGGCAUUUCUUCGCAAAUGCUGGUAAGUAACCUCUGGUUUUUUCUUUUGAUUACUGUAUUUAGGGGCUUAUGCAAAUCUUUAUGGAUUGAUCGAUGGUGUCACUUGCAACCAGUUGUUCAGCACUUUUUCCAAUUGGUUUGCUGGUCCAGCUCAAACCUUGAAAAUGAGUAAAUUUGCUUCGUUCCAAUACGUCUUCAACUACAUGAUUCCAAUGGCGUUGCAAUUCACUUUGGCGAGGAAAUUGAAUGUCGACAUGGGUGUUGUGCAUCAGAUUCUGGAGUUGUGCGAUGAGAUCAAGGCACUCGAAGAAGAAAGGUGAGGCUUUAAGACGGUUUUUGCAAUCCUUCUUAAUUUAGGCAAGAUCUCACCGAAGCAGAGACCACUCUCCGAUUGAUGUUGAGGCAAAUCAAGGAGACGUCUCAGGCCGCUUAA
This is a messenger RNA of Bursaphelenchus xylophilus (pine wood nematode), 640 nucleotides long. Lineage: Eukaryota; Metazoa; Nematoda; Chromadorea; Rhabditida; Aphelenchoididae. The record is from the annotation of a GenBank genome assembly.